Molecule: messenger RNA, 3422 nt
Organism: Drosophila grimshawi
Lineage: Eukaryota; Metazoa; Arthropoda; Insecta; Diptera; Drosophilidae
Gene: sbm
Product: b(0,+)-type amino acid transporter 1
Exons: 9
Coding region: 465-2087 (540 amino acids)
Biological process (GO): amino acid transmembrane transport
Cellular component (GO): membrane
Molecular function (GO): L-amino acid transmembrane transporter activity
Source: RefSeq, a predicted model, not a curated record
AUAAAUUAACGAACGAGGACUCGGAAUUCACGAGUCGUAAAUAUAGCGCGACGAAAACUACACACACACACACACACAUACAUAUACCAAAUUUUAGCCGGCAUUCGUAUCACGUACACAGGGCCCGACGGCGCACAGCACCAGCUCGGCGAGCCCGACCGACAAAGAGAGAGCGAGAGAGAGAGAGAGAGCCUAGAUCUUUGCUCAGCAGCAUCUUGCCAUUCGGCAUUCGGACUUUUUGCCUUCGGCUCGCAUCGUUAGCUUAUCAACGGUAUUUGAUGGGGCGCCAGCAAGCUGUUCCAACAGUUGCCAUCGAUUAAUCGCCCAUUGAGCACGCGCUUUUGCCGCUUCAGCAGCAUUCAACUUCUGAUACAGAUUCGCUUUUCGUUCCGUUGUAUUCGUUCUUCGCUGGGAGUUGAAAUUCGCGGCGAAAUAAUUUUGGCUAUUUUUUAUCCGUCCAUGCCAUGCGCGAUAAAAUAUCACAACUAUUUUGCUUGCAAAAAAACGCAUGCAAAAAUAAUACAGCAGAUAAUAGAGGACAUAAUGUGCCAACAAAAGCAACGAGCAAUGGGACAAUGUGUGCCAAUGGGUCUCUUGGGACAGAAGGGCCCGAAGCGACAGAGACCGACUCAUCAGGGACCGGGCGGAUGCGGAAGCCGUUGGAGAGGAAUGGCUCAACGCAGAACGACACUGUUCACCUCGAGAGAAGGUUGGGCCUCUUCAGUGGGGUGGCUUUAAUUGUCGGAACUAUGAUAGGGUCUGGAAUAUUUGUGUCACCCUCUGGUUUACUGGUUCGCACCGGUUCCGUUGGAGUUAGCUUCGUAAUUUGGCUUGCCUGUGGCGUCCUCUCAUUGUUGGGCGCUCUGGCAUACGCUGAACUUGGCACAAUGAACACCUCGUCUGGUGCGGAAUGGGCGUACUUUAUGGACGCUUAUGGACCGGCGCCGGCGUUUCUAUUCUCAUGGGUAUCGACAUUGGUGUUGAAGCCAUCUCAAAUGGCUAUAAUAUGCUUAUCAUUUGCACAGUAUGCGGUUGAGGCCUUUGUGACGGAAUGCGAUCCACCCAGGGGUGUUGUCAAAAUGGUUGCACUGGUCGCAAUUGUAAUGAUAUUGUUUGUGAAUUGCUACAGCGUCAAUUUGGGCAUGGCCGUGCAGAAUAUAUUCACGGCGGCCAAAUUGGUUGCCGUCGUCAUUGUUAUAUGCGGCGGCAUUUGGAAGCUCUGCCAGGGAAGUACGCAGCAUCUGUCGAAUGCAUUUACUGGGCCGAUGCCAAGCAUUGGCGCGAUUGCGACAGCAUUUUACACUGGCCUCUGGGCAUACGAUGGCUGGAACAAUCUCAACUAUGUCACCGAGGAGAUUAAGAAUCCCAGCAAGAAUUUGCCGCGCUCAAUUAUGAUUGGCAUACCGCUGGUGACGCUGUGCUAUGCACUCAUCAAUAUAUCGUAUCUGGCGGCAAUGUCCGCGCAGGAGAUGAUUGAGUCUGAGGCGGUCGCUGUCACCUUUGGCAAUCGCAUCCUGGGCGUCCUCGCCUGGCUAAUGCCACUGAGCGUCACUAUCAGUACAUUUGGUAGUGCUAACGGUACGCUCUUUGCCGCAGGACGUCUUUGCUUUGCAGCUAGUCGAGAGGGACAUCUGCUCGACAUUUUGUCCUAUGUACAUGUGCGUCGCCUGACUCCGGCUCCUGGCCUCAUAUUCCACUCGCUAAUUGCCUCAGCAAUGGUGCUGCAUGGCACAAUUGAUUCGCUGAUUGAUUUCUUCAGCUUCACCGCGUGGAUAUUCUAUGGUGGCGCGAUGCUGGCACUUAUCGUGAUGCGCUACACCAAACCCAACCAUCCACGGCCAUACAAAGUGCCAAUUAUCAUUCCCGUUGUGGUCUUGGUCAUAUCCGUGUAUCUCGUUGCAGCGCCCAUCAUUGAGACGCCUCGCAUUGAAUACUUGUAUGCAUUGCUCUUCAUCUUUGCGGGCCUCAUAUUUUAUGUGCCCUUCGUCAAACUGGGGAUGACGCCUCGCUUUAUGAAUAAGGUGACACUGUUCUUUCAGCUGCUGCUGGAAGUGGUGCCAACUUCAUCGAUGAGCAUGUUUGAGUAAAAUUACUUUCUCUAUGCUCAACAAUGUAUGUUAGACACCAAAUCAAUCUUAUUCGGAUGCAGAGAGAUAGCUAGAGAGAGAGAGAGAGAGAGAGAGAGAGAGAGAGAGAGAGAGAGAGAGAGAGAGAGAGAAUAUGUACUUAGUUCUGCGGAAUCUAAAUAGCAAAACAAAUCCAGAAUACUGAAAACAAAAAGCAAAGCAAACAUUCACAGAUAUUUAAAGUUACAAAAAAAAAGAAGAAAAUUAUAUGUAUGUCGUUGAUUGACAACUAUUCCAAAUAGUUGGCGCCCACAAUUAUACAGAUGGAGUUUUUGUGCCACGUGCAGGUUACAUUCAAAAUAUAACCUAAAUGUACAUUUAUAUGUACAAAUAUGCUUAUCUUCAUUAACAAGGCAAUGACAAAGUGUUAACUCUUGCAAACUACUAGUGAAUUAUGUUGACUAGACAGAGUGCAGUCAGUUAAGUGACAAUGCAAUACAAAAAAAAAAACAAAAAAAAAAAUCCAAAGAAUAAAUAAAAUAAUACACAAAAACAUCAGCAACAAAAAAAUUGUGCAUUCAAGCAAAGACACUAGAAGUUAAACAAUUUGCAUUUUAUUUAUACUUUAUAAGAACUAAACGAGCAAAUGUUUGACUGGUUAAAAAAUACUAUUUGAACUAUAAGGUCUUCUUCUUCUUCUUCUUCAUCUGUUUUUUCAGUUUUUUUUUUAAGCUUAUUGCUAUUGAUUAUUGUGAAAAUUCCUUAUAUACGGUACGAUUGUUAAAAUACUUACUUAUAGUGUAAUAUAAAUGAAUAUUUUGGCUAACGAUGCAGAAUUCAUCUAGUGUCUUUGAUUGAGCUCAUGAAUUAAGCUGCUGCAAAUAUGGCAAACAGUUCCCAUUGUGUGUGUACUUAAGUGCAUAGAUAAGGUGAAGUCAGCUCAGAUCCCAACCACAGGAUUAACUUAUUUUCGACAAGAAGACGACCCCACCAAAAAACACAAAAACAAAAGACCAAAACAAGUAUUUUAAAGUCUCGCUGGAAACCAUUGUUGCAUUGUUGCACACUGCUGUCAUGUCUUCAAUUGCAUUGUUCUGUAUUUAAUUGAAUUAAGUGAAUACGAAUCCAUGGAGAUCAGCUUAAAUAGCAAUAUAAAUGUUGACAUUGAACGAUGAAAACAUUGACUAGGUAUAGCAUAACUACAGUUAAAAUGUUUCUAACUUUGGCGCUCGGUUCAAAUGUUUGUUGCGCGCGACUUUGUGAAAAUCGUAGGACUGCAAAUAGGCAUAAUGCUUUUAAUUGAUACCAAAGGUUACAAAUCGAACAAAAACAAAAAAAAAACAAAAAACAAACAAA